This is a messenger RNA of Micropterus salmoides (largemouth bass), 3759 nucleotides long. Its product is annotated as cyclin-Y-like. Bases 278 to 1315 code for a protein of 345 amino acids. Gene Ontology annotation, molecular function: protein kinase binding; cyclin-dependent protein serine/threonine kinase activator activity. The transcript has 11 exons. Gene Ontology annotation, cellular component: cytoplasmic cyclin-dependent protein kinase holoenzyme complex; plasma membrane. The record is from RefSeq and is a predicted model, not a curated record. Gene Ontology annotation, biological process: regulation of cyclin-dependent protein serine/threonine kinase activity; regulation of canonical Wnt signaling pathway. NCBI's taxonomy places the organism in Eukaryota, Metazoa, Chordata, Actinopteri, Centrarchiformes, Centrarchidae.
AUGCGUCCUGUUUUACGAUGCGCGGGAGAGCGGCGGCAGGAUACAUCGGCUACUACCGGUGGAAGUGACAUAUCCAUCCUCUGUGACAGCCUCUCCGUGGACACCGACGACUGACAGGAUCCAUGGGCACUGCGAUACGGAUGCACCCUAUGCGCUCCGGUGAUCUGUGGUGACCGGCUCGCCUCGGUGGGGUUGGUGACCCAUAGCUUCAAGCUUUCAUUUCAGCGGAAAGGACAGUUAACACAUCCCCUACUUCCGGGGUCGAUAAAGGGGGACGAUGGGGAGCACGACCUCUUGCUGCGUGUCUGCAAGCCCCAAGCUCCGCAGAAAUGCCCACUCCAGGCUGGAGUCGUACCACCAGGAGUCGGAGCUGAGCAGGGAGGAGACGGGAUGCAACCUGCAGCACAUCAGCGACAGGGAGAACGUCGACGAGUUGAAUAUGGAAUACAAUCCAUCGGACCAUCCGCGGGCCAGCACCAUAUUCCUCAGCAAAUCUCAGAACGAUGAGAUGCCCUACAGGAAUGCGCGAGAAAAACGAAAAAGCCUCUUUGUCAGUAAUCAUGGAACAUCGAGGCGGAAAUACAGCUCCUGCUCCACCAUCUUCCUAGAUGACAACACAGUCAGCCAGCCCAACCUCAAAUAUACCAUAAAAUGUGUAGCACUGGCGAUUUACUACCAUAUAAAAAACAGGGACACCGAAGGAGGAAUGCUGUUAGAUAUAUUUGAUGAGAAGCUUCAUCCUCUUUCAAAAUCAGAGGUGCCGCUGGACUAUGACCAGCACGACCCGGAGCAGAAGCAGAUCUACCGGUUCGUCCGGACGUUGUUCAGCGCCGCUCAGCUCACUUCUGAGUGUGCCAUCGUCACACUGGUGUACCUGGAGAGGCUGCUGACCUACGCAGAGAUUGACAUCUGUCCGGGAAACUGGAAGAGGAUCGUUCUGGGUGCUAUCCUGCUGGCCUCGAAGGUCUGGGAUGACCAGGCCGUAUGGAAUGUCGACUACUGCCAGAUCCUCAAGGAUAUCACCGUGGAGGACAUGAAUGAGUUGGAGCGCCAGUUUCUGGAGCUGCUGCAGUUCAACAUCAACGUGCCGUCCAGUGUCUACGCCAAGUAUUACUUUGACCUGCGAUCGCUUUCAGAGUCCAACAAUCUCAGCUUCCCCCUGGAACCGCUCAGCAGAGAAAAGGCACAGAAACUAGAGGCUAUUUCCAGGCUAUGUGAUGACAAGUACAAGGAUGUACGGAGAGCAGCAAGGAAGCGCUCGGCCAGCAUGGACAAUCUAUGUGGGAUCAGAUGGGUUCCUGCAAUCCUCUCCUAACCACUAUUAAUCUCCCUGUACUUAAAGCUGGCACCAGGCUGGUUGAGAAAACUCUCAAGGCCCACAUUAGUGGAGACAGACCAACAUGGUUCUGUGUCCGAAAACUUCACUUUGGAUACCCAGAUAAUACCAACAUGUGGAAUUUGGUGGAGUGAUUGAAACCCGAAGUCACCCUCUGGACCUCACAGCUUCAAGCGGGAGGCAAGAAAGUGAAACCACAUCUGGAGUAGUUUCUGGUGGUGAGGGGCUUGCCAGAGAGGUUUCAGACUUAACCUAAUGCCUUCACAGUGCCUCAACUUCUGCCUCAACUUCUGUUCAUGAAAGAGAGAAGGACGUUCCAGGUUGUUAUGUCAUCUGUGGAGAAAAUUCAAGUAUUGGACCAACCAACAGCGUCCUGCACAAGACAGAUGUGAGCGCUAGGACAUGGACCUGUGAAGCUGUCUUAAAGUAUGGCACUCAAUUCAGUUUUCUGACUAAUCUGUGUCUGGCCUAAUUUGUAAGAUUUGACAUAACCUGCCUUUGAGAUGGUCCUGCAACUUCACAAUGAAGCAUAUUAUUUAUUUUACCUGAUUAUGUGAACUAAUGUGAAUAGUUACAGCUGCCUGAACCCAUAGUACCUGUAGAGUUUCAAAAACGGUAGUGUAGCACUGGAAUUUCUACCGGUUAUUUAUUAUAACAAUAAUACAAGUGUUAGCAAGUUUUCUCCUCGGGAAAUCUUUAUAUUCAAGUUUUACAGUAUUUCUAGUGUAUUUCUCAAUACUCAGGUAGUCUGUUUAAUCUUUCGAUUUAUUGUGAUGCAAAUAGAAGGAGCCAGAAUGAAUAACAAGUUGUGACAACAUUCCCACAUAUGUCACUGACGCAUUCUGACAUACUUAUGGACAUAAUCAAACAAUCAUUAAGAGGUUCCAGUAUUCAUCAGAUUUUGGUUACAUCUCAACAUGACUUGGUCAAGAUGUUUUAGCAGCAGCCCCAUGGAAGCUUUGAGUGGAUUAAGCAGACCUCUCUGCUGACAUCUAGUGGACAUUUGUUGGAAAUUCUUCAUUGGGAAUGACCCCUUGAGAUGCACAUGCCUGUUUUCAAGGGGAUCCUCAAUGACAAAUCAAGUACAAUAUAAGAACAAUUAGACAAAACAUUAAACAAAACACAGAAAUAACAACAAGAUGAUCAAACGAUAAUAAAUUUAAAUAAAUAUCUAAUAAAAAGACCUACUAAAUCAGCAUUUGAGCAUUGCGGAAAACGACCAUUUCAGGGGAUUUAAAUGGUCAGUAUAUUUAGCACCAAAAUAUCCUGUUCUGUGAAACUCAACCUCAAAUCAACAGAAUAAAAGCCAACAGUUCAGUAUAAUGGUCUGAGAGGUGUAAGGAGGCACAGCACUGCUUUGUUCUUAUUUCGGCACCAUAGAGCUAGAUAACAAAACAUUCCAUCUCCAGUACAUUUGGAAAGGCAUAAAUAAAAAAUCUCCAGUUUCAUGAAUCUCACGCUCAAUAGCCCCUUACCCCAGUGUCUGCUUGUUUGAUGCUGAUCAUUUAAUUUAAAUUGAAGGAAUACAGUACAUCGAUGUAUGCAGUCCUUUUUAAAACCCAGCAACUAAAAAUGCAUUUGCAUGAACCUACAAACAAAGCUGUUUUUCUUCUUCCUCACGAGGUCACAGCUUUGAGUUAUCAGGUAACAGACACUCUUACCUUGCUGAGGAAAAGGGAACGGAAAGUUAACUUUUCAACAGUAGUCUGGACCAAAGAAAACUAUGAAAUGUGGGUGUGAUCAUAAUACAUGACCUCAUAACACCACAAAACCUAAAAGAAUUGUAUCUCUUCUUUCGAGCAGGUGGUUUAUAGUUGGAAACACAGUUCUUUAUAAAAACAACAUUUGGAUGUCACAAGUAUGAUCUUCCAGUAAUCAGCUUUCUCCAGUGUGUCAACAAUAACAAUGUGUCCUGUUGAUCCGUCCUUAAGAAAUAGUGUCCAUGGAAAAAAGCACCAGUCAUGGUGUACGCCCCAAAAUUCAGAAUGGUCCAGAUUACUAAAAGAAUAGAAAUAAGCCACUAUGGGUGUAUUCAUUCACUGUAAAAUUAUUUUGUCAUUGCCUGUAAAAUCAGAAUUAUUAUGUGGAACAUGCAAAAAUUGGACAAAUGUGAAAUAAUUGCAGCACACUUGUACACUUUUCAAGAUGACGUAACUUUUUAAUCAAGAUCAAGACUGUUGAGCCAAGUCCUUAGAAGUAUUUAAAACUGUAUUUCCAUUUUCAACUGCUGCAGGCAAAUAACUGAUCAGGUUCUGAUGGUUUUUUUCUCGUUUGUCUGAAAACUAAAGCACUAAAAUGUAAUUAUUUUGCAUAUGAACUUUGUACAAUGUAUAAAGAGUUCAAACUGAGACAGGGCAAUUGUGAGCUAUUUAAGGAUGGGUUGAUUUGUGUUUUUAAUAAAAGAAAAUGCUCUUGUCUAAUAA